GGAAAGCCAGCUGUUGUCUGGCCAGCUGUUGUGUAUGAUGCCGGUGUUUCAAAUAAUUGGGAGUUGUGGUUCUUGGAUUUGGUCCUCAUAGGGAGGUGGUGUCCCGGUGUUCUCCCAAAUAUGGGUCCGAAGCUCAUAUUAACAGAAGAAGAAAAAGAGGCUCGUAAGAAGCGUCGCGCAGAGCAGGCGAGAAUCCGUUAUGCAGCAAAAUGCGGCGCCGCGCGUGAGCAGAUGCUCCAAGCGAUACGGGAAGCAAGGUGGCGUAAAAAGUCGGCGUUGGACGAUUCGCAGCGAAGAGCGAUGCUCCAGGCGAGAUACGAAGCACGUAAGAAGAAACGGGCUAUGUUGGACGAGGAGGGACGAGAAGCGAUGCUCGAAGCGCACCACAACAAGCGGGCGACGUUAGACGAGAAGCAACGGGAGGUCAUGCUCGAAGCGAAGCGUCAAACAAGGUGUCAUAGGAAGUCCGCUGAGCAAUGUAACCACAGACGAGAAAGUGAACGCAUGGCGGCGAUGACUGGUGAGCAGCAUGACGACCACAACAGGAAGAAACGAGAAGCGGAACAACGACGCGUGGCGUCCAUGACGGACGAACAACGCGACGAGCAUUACAAGCAGAAGCGAGAAGCUGAACAACGACGUGUGGCAGCCAUGACGGAGCAGCAGCGCGACGAGCAUUACAAGCAGAAGCGAGAAGCGGUACAACAGCGGGUGGCAGCGUUGCGGCUGCAGUGCGUCUCGUUUGCAGCCCAACAGACACGUUCACCCUGUGCAGAUGCUGUGCCGAGAACUCCACAGUGUGUCGUGCCAGGCUGCAGCUCGCGGUCGGCACCCAGUUCCAUCCUAUACCCCUUGCCGGCCAAGCCGUCCCAGCGCCAGGCUUGGAUUGACUUUGUGCGAGGGUGCCCCUGUGGUGGUGCCCGCGACUGGAACCCACCGAUCAACGAGAUCAGCUUAGUGUGCUCGCUACACUUUACGGCUCGCUGCUUCAGGUUCCAGAGACUAUGUGACUUCAGCGUGGGCUAUAGCAAACGUCUGAUAGCGGGUGUGGUGCCAACGCUGUACCCAAUUGAAGAAAGGUGCAGUUUAGUCCCCAACAAGAAUUCUACUGCAAAGAGUGCAGCACUUUUGGGUUCCUCUGAUGAUGAAGAUGUUGAAAGGAGGACACGUGAUUCAUCGGCUUCUAGUCAGUCAGUUGCAGGACAAGCUAGAGGACACCAUGCAAGUGACCAGGACGGAGUGCGGAAGUUUGGACGUCAAGCGGCAUUCGAGCUCAUCUUCCCCAAGGACGUCUCCACCCAGUGCAGCAUGGAAGUCGCCUCUAAAAUGGCCAGUUGUGUUGUCCGAACUGCGUCCAAGUCUGUGCAGUGCAAUGGGUGAACGCUGUUCAAAUCUAGAGAAACUUUCAACGGAGAACAAGCGAUGCUAGUCUAACCAUAUCUACAUGCACACACAUGCACACAUUCAGGACAAACGUGUAUAUGUGAACUGAAUGAAGCCUACAAGACCUUGCCAAAGAUAUUGUGACGAAUAUUGUCUCUGAAGAAUAUGAACUGGGUGAUUGAAUGUUUAACCCUUUCAGUGCCCCUCUCGAGAUGACUCGGGCAGCCACCCUCACACAACUCCUGCAACUCCCGAAUAUGCUUCUUGAGUUUUCAGAGCUCCGUCUGCCUCUCUAGAAGCAACUUGUGCAACAAGAAGACCUUGCAUACCCAUUGUGUCAUAUAUGGAGAGGUCAUCUGAACACACAAGACAUCUGGAAGUUUAAAUUCUGACAGCACAUGAAGCAGAUGUCUCGAUGCUCUGUCUUGGCGGGGCAGCCAGGGGAGCUGGUCCCUUCACACUUUCACAGAUGGAAAGCUUUAUGAGCUGUUUAUGAACUUGGCAUUGGAAGAAAGUGAUCAAAGGAAAAAUAAAUGCAGAUCCCAUGCACUAUGGGAAUCAAUGUAAGCGAAA
Messenger RNA from Dermacentor silvarum, 1956 nucleotides. RefSeq lists its product as uncharacterized. The transcript has 4 exons. The coding region runs from base 121 to 1380 and encodes 419 amino acids. Gene Ontology annotation, molecular function: sequence-specific DNA binding. NCBI's taxonomy places the organism in Eukaryota, Metazoa, Arthropoda, Arachnida, Ixodida, Ixodidae. The record is from RefSeq and is a predicted model, not a curated record.